AUGCAACUUCCACAUCAACAAGAAGUCCCAACCACCAGAAGCAACGCAGGAGAUAGCGUCGGACGACGGAUAAGAGGGGCAUUCGAAGCUGCCCAUGGCAUCGGUGAGAACAUUCGCGGAAACGCCAUGGAAGCCGUCGACGAAAUGACAGGGACAAGGCGUGGUCGCGUGGAGAACGAAGAAGUCAUCCGACGAGGCCAGGCAGAGACGAGACGGGGAUUAGAGAAUAUGGGGAGAGGAGGUCGGAUGAUGGCGCACCAGCGGCGUCCGGAGAUGGGGAACGUUGAGUCUUAUGAACGACGAUCGGCACUCACGCCAACAGCACCAGCUGCUCCCCACGUAAGGCAGAAUGGAGGAUCUCGCCUCAAUCCCAACUCGACCUCGACAUCGACCUAUCCCGGGCACCAUAGAGACGACGCCAUUUCAGGGAUACCCAGUCCCGAAGCGCGAGAACUGCGUCAAGAGGCGGAGUAUCAGCGGCAGGUCGACGCAAGGGAGGAUAUGCCGUUUGUUCGGAAUUCGUACAACUGA
Molecule: messenger RNA, 531 nt
Organism: Coprinopsis cinerea okayama7#130
Lineage: Eukaryota; Fungi; Basidiomycota; Agaricomycetes; Agaricales; Psathyrellaceae
Exons: 3
Coding region: 1-531 (176 amino acids)
Source: RefSeq, a predicted model, not a curated record